AGCUGAUCCCAAAGCUAACAACCCUUCUUCGAUCAUUUCUCUCUAAUUACUACAAUCUCUCUCGAACCUGUAAACAUCCCCUCAUCUCCUCCUCCUCUCCCUCCUCAAAGUCAUCAUCAUCAUAUCUACCUUUUACUCUUCCUUCUCACCUGCAAGUCCUGCUUCACCCAGUACACCUUCUCUUCUCUUCUCUCAUCUCCUCAAAGUCAUCUACCUUUAUUCUCUCUCUCUCUCUCCCCCUCUAACUCUUUAGUUGAUUAAAGGAUUUAAUUUUUGCCUCACAUGUUACUACUCCAUUUGAUGUUGUCCAUUCGCAUAUAUUCCAUCUCUGCAAAAGAUACUCCUUUUUUCGUUUCCAACUUCUUUGGAAUUCUUUAAUUUUUUAAUUACAAAAAAAUUCGACAGAAAUAAGAAUUGUUCGGAGAAGAUCAAGGAAAUUCCGGUGGUGGUGACGGCUAGCUUGGAGGCACAAAUGGCCGCUCCACCUAGUACCCGGCUGCAAAGUAUGUUACAGACGGCGGUGCAAACUGUUCAAUGGACAUAUAGUCUCUUCUGGCAGUUGUGCCCUCAGCAAGGGAUCUUAGUAUGGGGAGAUGGGUACUACAAUGGAGCAAUCAAGACUAGGAAGACAGUACAGCCAAUGGAGGUGAGUGCCGAGGAGGCGUCGCUCCAAAGAAGCCAGCAGUUGAGAGAGCUCUACGAUUCACUCUCUGCCGGAGAGUCAAACCAGCAAACACGGCGGCCUUGUGCUGCCUUGUCACCGGAGGACUUGACGGAGUCCGAAUGGUUCUACCUAAUGUGUGUCUCCUUCUUUCCGAUUGGUGUUGGUUUACCGGGAAAAGCUUAUGCGAAGAGGCAACACGUGUGGCUUACUGGGGCGAACGAGGUUGAUAGCAAAGUUUUUUCUAGAGCUAUUCUCGCCAAGAGUGCUCGGGUUCAGACUGUAGUAUGCAUUCCUCUAUUAGAUGGUGUUGUUGAACUUGGCACAACUGAGAAGGUUCAAGAAGACAUAGGAUUCGUACAACACGUGAAGAGUUUUUUCGUGGAUCACCACACUCCCCAGCCUCCAAAGCCGGCUCUCUCCGAGCACUCCACUUCUAACCCCGCCACCUCAUCUGAUCACGCACGUUUCCACUCCCCUCCAUUGCCAGCCGCCAUGUACGCAGCGGUUGAUCCUCCAGCGAUUGCCAACCAAAUUGACGAGGAGGAAGAAGAAGAGGAAGAGGAGGAGGAGGAAGAAGAAGAAGGCGAGUCGGACUCGGAAGCUGGCACGGAGGCUCAGAACCCUCUCGUUCUCCCUCAGGGUGUAGCUGUGGCUCAUCAUGCAGCUGCCGAGCCAAGCGAGCUUAUGCAGCUGGAAAUGUCUGAGGAUAUCAGGCUUGGCUCCCCUGACGACGGCUCGAAUAACUUGGACUCGGAAUUUCAGUUGCUAGCCGCAAGCCAAGCCGGAAACCCGGCUGAUCAACAUCGCCGAGCUGACUCGUAUAGGGCUGAGUCGAUUCGGAGGUGGCCCGUGUUGCAGGAUCCCUUGAGUAGUAGUCUUCAAGCUCAACCACCUUCAGGAGGACCUGCAUUGGAGGAAUUGAAUCAAGAGGACACGCACUACUCUCAAACAGUCUCCACCAUUCUCCAACACCAAUCAAGCCGGUGGUCAGAGUCCUCCUCUUCCGCCACCGGCUACCUCAUGUACUCCUCUGAAUCAGCAUUCUCCAAGUGGAUGCUCCGUCCCUCCGACCACCAACACCACCACCACGUUGCCGCCGUAGACGGCACCUCCCAGUGGCUCCUCAAAUACAUCCUCCUCAGCGUCCCCUUCCUCCACACCAAAUGCCGCGACGAGAAUUCCCCCAAAUCUCGCGACGCCGCCGACUCCGCCUCCCGAUUCCGCAAAGGAACGCCGCAGGACGAGCUCUCCGCCAACCACGUCCUCGCCGAGCGCCGCCGCAGAGAGAAGCUCAACGAGCGCUUCAUCAUUCUCAGAUCUCUGGUCCCCUUCGUCACCAAAAUGGAUAAGGCUUCGAUUUUGGGGGACACCAUCGAGUACGUGAAGCAAUUGCGGAAAAAAAUUCAAGAUCUCGAGGCUAGGGCACGCCAGAACGAGAACGAUCAACGGUCCAGAUCAUCUUCGGACCCACAGAGAACGAGUAGCUUGAGCUUGAAGGAGCAGAGGAGUGGGAGUGGGGUCACCGCUUUGACGGAUCGGACUCGGGUCGGGUCGGAUAAAAGGAAGCUGAGGAUUGUGGAGGGGACUUCCGGUGGCAAGCUGAAGGCAGUGGAUUCUCCUCCGCCGGCGGAGCUUCCGCCCCCGCCGCCGCCUCCACCGCCGCCGCAGCCGAUGGAGGGAGUGACGAUGCAGGUACAGGUGUCGAUAAUAGAGAGUGAUGCGUUGGUGGAGUUGCAGUGUCCGCAUAGGGAAGGGUUGUUGUUGGAUGUGAUGGUGGUGCUCCGGGAGCUUCGGGUGGAGGUCACGGCUGUGCAGUCGUCGUUGACUAAUGGGGUCUUUGUUGCUGAGAUGAGGGCCAAGGUGAAGGAAAAUGUAAAUGGGAAGAAACCAAGUAUUGUGGAAGUAAAGAGGGCAAUUCACCAAAUCAUACCCCAGUACUAAUGACACUCUCUCUCUCUCUCUCUCUCUGUGGUUAUAGUAUGUUGUUGCUCACCAAUUAAUGAUCUGACGGAGCAGUGAUUAUGUUGUUAAUAAGAUAAAUUUAAGAAGGCAUUCUUAAAUGUAAUCUUGUAGAAUUUAUGCCACAACUAAAAACUAAUUAUCUACCAAGCAAAGCAAUAUAUAUAAAUUUGUUUCCUCUUAUUGUUAAA
Molecule: messenger RNA, 2814 nt
Organism: Camellia sinensis
Lineage: Eukaryota; Viridiplantae; Streptophyta; Magnoliopsida; Ericales; Theaceae
Product: transcription factor BHLH42-like
Molecular function (GO): protein dimerization activity
Source: RefSeq, a predicted model, not a curated record